AUGCUCUGGCCUGGCGCUUGGCGCAGUCACCCCAGGUGCUUCGCGUUUUUGUCGAGGGCGUCCCAAAUUGAGUUGGUGGUCGUCGGCCCGGAACAGCCGCUGGCCGAUGGUCUGACGGAUGUGCUCCUGAGCCACAACAUCAACUGCUAUGGCCCCACCCAGGCCGCUGCACAGCUCGAGGCCUCCAAGUCCUUUGCCAAAGACUUUAUGGCCAAGCACGGCAUUCCCACAGCUCGCUACGCCACCUUCUCCAACGCUGAUCAAGCCACCGCCUUUAUUGACCAUGCUGACUUUCCUGCCCUCGUGGUCAAGGCCAGCGGCCUCGCCGCCGGCAAGGGCGUCGUCGUGGCCAAGGAUCGGGCUGAAGCCAAAGAUGCUGCUCGCACCAUGCUCGAUGGUCGCUUCGGCGAAGCCUCCAGCAGCGUCGUCAUCGAGGAGCUCCUCUCAGGCCCCGAAGUCUCCAUCCUCGCUUUUUGUGAUGGCGACAGUGCUGUCCUCAUGCCCCCAGCCCAGGAUCAUAAGCGCCAGCUUGAUGGCGAUCUAGGACCCAACACCGGCGGCAUGGGUGCAUAUGCCCCCGUUCCUUUUGUCUCCCAAGAAGUUCUUGAUACAAUCCACGAAACCGUCUUUCUGCGGGUCCUAGAAGGCAUGAAGGCCGCCGGCACACCCUACCACGGCACCCUCUACGCUGGACUAAUGCUGACUCAAGAAGGGCCUCGGGUGCUGGAAUUCAACUGCCGCUUUGGUGACCCCGAAACUCAGGCACGUCCUGAUGGCUCUCUGCCAGGGGGAUCUCUUCCAAAUUAUGCUCAACUGCGUGCCCAAGGCCAGCUCCAACCUGACGGGCAUCAAAACCAGCACCGUAAGGCGGCCGCGUGUGUGGUCAUGGCCAGCAAGGGCUACCCGGAAGCUUAUCCCAAGGGUCUGCCCAUUGUUGGUCUCGACGCCAAUCACCAACUAAACGAGGAAACCAUCAUCUUUCACGCCGGAACUGCCGUCCAGAACAAACAACUCGUCACUUCGGGUGGCCGGGUACUCUCUGUCACCGCUUGUGCUGAUGAUCUCGAGGUUGCAUGCCAGCAAGCCUACAACGGCAUUGUCAACAUUGAUUUCGAAGGCGCCCAGUAUCGACGAGACAUCGCUGGCCAAGUCAUUCGUCGUGCCAAGGCUUCGGGGUUGACCUACAAGAGUGCUGGUGUGGACAUUGACGCCGGUGAUCACUUGGUGGACCUCAUCAAGCCCUUGGCUGGCGCCACCAAGCGCUCCGGCUGCGAUGCGCAGCUCGGCGGCUUUGGCGGCAUGUUUGACCUGGCCGCCGCUGGCUUCAAGGAUCCCGUCCUUGUGUCUGGAACGGAUGGCGUGGGAACCAAGCUCAAGGUUGCACACGCCGUUGACAAACAUGACACCAUCGGCAUUGACCUGGUGGCCAUGUGUGCCAACGAUGUCCUGACGUGCGGUGCUGAACCACUCUUCUUUCUGGAUUACUUGGCCACCGGCAAGCUUGAAGUGGACCAAAUGCAUCAAGUCGUCCAGGGUGUCAGUGCCGGUUGCUUGCAGGCAGGAUGCGCCUUGCUGGGUGGCGAGACGGCGGAAAUGCCAGGAAUGUAUUCCAACGGCCACUACGACGUUGCUGGCUUUGUCGUUGGGGCUGCUGAACGUGACCAAAUUCUGCCUCGCAUCGAGACCGUCAAGCCCGGAGAUGUCGUUCUUGGUCUCUCGUCGUCGGGCGUGCACUCUAACGGCUACAGCCUGGUGCGUCGCCUUGUGAGCAAGCUUGGCCUUGACUACAACGAGCCCUCGCCGUUUUCAGACAACCAAAGCUUGGGCGAAGCACUGCUUGAGCCAACGCGCAUCUAUUCGCGCCAGCUGCUUCCUUUGAUCCGUAAGAACCUGGUGAAGGCCAUGGCACACAUUACGGGUGGUGGAUUGCCUGGCAACGUUGUUCGUGUGUUGCCCGAUGCAUGCACCGUCCGCCUCAAUGCCCAGAGCUGGCCCAUGCCCCCCGUAUUCCAGUGGAUCUCCACCAUGGGCCAAGUCGAGGCACAUGAGAUGUCUCGCACCUUCAACUGUGGACUGGGCAUGGUUAUUGUCGUCGAUGCCGCCCAUGUUGCGGAGAUUCAAGAACUGCUCCCUGAGGUCAUGAUCAUUGGUUCCGUUGAAGCUCGAGGUGCAGAGCCCGUCGUGGUAAGAGAAACUUGCGUUACAAUGCGCAAGCGUGUGGCUGUGCUCAUUUCCGGCACCGGAACCAACCUUCAAGCCCUGAUUGACGCCUCCAGCAAUGAGGACUUUCCGGCCGAAAUUGCUCUCGUCAUCUCCAACAAGCCCGGCGUCAAAGGACUUGAACGUGCUUCGGCGCACGGUAUUCCGAGUGCAGUGGUCCACCACAAGGAGUUUGACACCCGUGAAACUUUUGAGCAAGCGAUUCAACAGCACUUGGAGCAAUACAAGAUUGAUCUCGUCUGUCUUGCUGGCUUCAUGCGCAUCUUGACGCCCUACUUUGUAAACCUAUGGAAGGGACGGUUGUUGAACACGCACCCCGCGCUCUUACCUGCCUUCAAAGGCAUGCAUGGUGCUCGCAUGGCGAUUGAGGCCGGUGUGCGCAUCAGUGGAUGCACAGUGCAUUUCGUAGAGGCCGAGGUGGAUGCAGGGGCCAUCGUGUGCCAGCGCGCUGUCCCUGUCUUUCCCUCAGAUGAUGAGGACACGCUGCAAGACCGCAUCAAGACGGCCGAGCACGAAGCGUACCCUGAGGCCUUGCAGCUGGUUGCCAGCGGGCGCUGCAGUCUGGGUUCCGAUGGCCGGCUUGUCUGGCAACAGUAG
Molecule: messenger RNA, 2817 nt
Organism: Monosiga brevicollis MX1
Lineage: Eukaryota; Choanoflagellata; Craspedida; Salpingoecidae
Exons: 23
Coding region: 1-2817 (938 amino acids)
Biological process (GO): adenine biosynthetic process; 'de novo' IMP biosynthetic process
Cellular component (GO): cytosol
Molecular function (GO): phosphoribosylamine-glycine ligase activity; ATP binding; metal ion binding
Source: RefSeq, a predicted model, not a curated record